Messenger RNA from Lepidothrix coronata (blue-crowned manakin), 1950 nucleotides. RefSeq names its product kelch like family member 42 (gene KLHL42). Gene Ontology annotation, molecular function: protein binding. NCBI's taxonomy places the organism in Eukaryota, Metazoa, Chordata, Aves, Passeriformes, Pipridae. Bases 1 to 1548 code for a protein of 515 amino acids. The transcript is spliced from 3 exons. The record is from RefSeq and is a predicted model, not a curated record.
AUGUCCCUGGCGGAACGGCGGCGGCGGGAGGAGGAGGAGGAAGAGGAGGGGGAAAGGGAAGCAGGGGAUGGGGCCGGUGCGGGGGAGGAGGUGGUGCAGAUCCGGCUGGGGGACAAGCGCUACCCGGUGUGCAAGAGGAAGCUGAUCGAGCAGAGUGACUAUUUCCGAGCGCUCUACCGCUCGGGAAUGCGGGAGGCAGGGCAGGGGCAGGAGGAGCAGCUGCUGCGCGGGGGGCUGAGCGCCCUGGGGCUGGAGCUGGUGCUGGACUUCAUCAACACGUCCUGCCUGGCCAGGCUGGAGCAGGAGGAGGGCGGCGAUGAGGAGCCCCCUUUGCUGGAGGAGCUGGUGGAGGCCGCUUCCUACCUGCAGGUCACGCCCCUGCUCCGCCUGCUCCUGUCCCAGGUGAGGUUGGGCAACUGCUUCGAGCUGCACCGCCUGGCGCAGGUCUACGGCCUCCAGGACUUGCACGACGCCUGUCUAGACUUCAUGGCCGCCCAUUACCAUCAGGUGCUGCGGAGGCCCGAUGCCCGGCCACAUCUGCUCCUGCCCCACGCUCUCCAGCAGCAGCUGAAGGAGAGGCGGAUGAGGGGCACCGCCACCCUCGUGGUCAUCGGGGACUUCAUGAGCACCUCGUCCCCGGGCCUGCCCCCAGGCUGUCACCCUCAGGUGGAACCCCCGUGGUCUAUGCUGAGGUAUGACGAGGAGGCGCAGCGGUGGCUGCCCCUGGCCAACAACCUGCCCCCUGAUCUGGUGAGUGUCCGAGGCUACGGGUCGGCGAUGCUGGACAAUUACCUGUUCAUCGUCGGGGGUUACAGGAUCACCAGCCAGGAGAUUUCGGCUGCCCAUUGUUACAACCCUUGCCUAAACGAAUGGACUCAGCUGGCUUCAAUGAACCAGAAGAGAUCCAAUUUUAAGCUUCUGGCUGUGAAUGGAAAGCUCUAUGCCAUCGGUGGUCAGUCCCUUUCCAACGUGGAGUGCUACAACCCGGAAAACGACUGGUGGAAUUUCGUGGCGUCCAUGCCAAACCCUCUUGUAGAAUUCUCAGCUUGUGAAUGCAAGGGCAAGAUCUACGUUAUCGGAGGAUACACUACACGAGACAGGAAUAUGAACAUUUUGCAGUACUGUCCCACUUCUGAUUCCUGGACCAACUUUGAACUCUGUGAUGUCCAUGUUCGCAAGCAGCAGAUGCUCUCUGUUGAAGAAACUAUAUAUCUGGUAGGGGGUUGUAUUCUUGAACUUGGACCAAACCAGAGAUCCAGCCAAAGUGAGGACGUGUUGACUGUGCAGUCUUACAACAUUGCUACCAAAGAAUGGCUCUACCUCAAUGAGAACUCAUCAAAAUCGGGUCUUAACUUGACUUGCACUCUCCACAAUGAUGGAGUCUACAUAUUGAAUAGGAAUAUCACUCUAUCUACGGGCUUGGAGCACCGUGCUUUUCUGAAGUAUAAUAUAUUUACGGACAGUUGGGAGUCGCUAGGACGCUUUCCAGCCUUUGGACAAAACAUACUGAUUUGUUCUAUGUAUUUGCCUGAUAGGAGAGAAGUGUAACAACAUCAGGUUUUUCUUUUCAGUUCAUUAAUCAUUCUUUGAAGAAAUAUUAUUCCCCCUGAAUAAUUCCAUUUUCAGAGUGCAAUGUGGUUGCAUAAUGUAGGCAUAAAAUACCGAUUCUGUUCUUCAGAAAGGUUGCACAAUUAGAUAUUGAGAGAAAUGCUUCUGGAAACAGUUUCAAGAUUUCAGUUUAAAAGUUUUACUGGUUUGGAUUAAAAUUUCACCAGGUAUUAUUUACAAUUUAAACAUAAAAUUAUUGUGUUGGUAGCUGAUACCAGAAUUCCAAAGGCAAAACCAAUCAGUCUAGUUUUAGUCUCCAUCUUAAUAGACAGUGCAGAACAUGAGCAAGAAGUGUAUAUUUUAAAAGUGGAAAUAAUUCAAUAAAGUAAAUAAUAAGUAUAA